Babesia microti strain RI is the source of this 687-nucleotide messenger RNA. RefSeq lists its product as hypothetical. Lineage: Eukaryota; Apicomplexa; Aconoidasida; Piroplasmida; Babesiidae. Bases 1 to 687 code for a protein of 228 amino acids. Gene Ontology annotation, biological process: dolichol-linked oligosaccharide biosynthetic process; polyprenol catabolic process. Gene Ontology annotation, cellular component: endoplasmic reticulum. The record is from RefSeq and is a predicted model, not a curated record. Gene Ontology annotation, molecular function: 3-oxo-5-alpha-steroid 4-dehydrogenase activity. The transcript is spliced from 2 exons.
AUGGCAAGGUACAUUACUCCAAUGAAUGCCGAAUUCUUAUUUGAUUAUUUUGCAAUUUGUUUUUACAUUGGUUCAUCUGCCCUGGUAUUGGCGUCCUGGAGUUGCCCAUACCUCAAUCGGAUAUUUACAAACGGAAAACAUGUUACCGCAACUAACGGCUCAGUAUGGGUAUCGAAAUCCAAAUUUUUACACAUUUAUAUGUGGGGAUUUGUUACAAAUCUUAUAGUCUACAUCACCACGGAUUACAGCUACUACAGCACGCCAUUAGCACGUAUAUUGAUCGCAUUGCAUACAAUGCGGCGUGCUGCUGAAAUUAUAAUAUCUUCAAAGCGUCCAUAUUCUAAGAUGAAUUUGUUGGCUUAUUUGUAUGGUCUGGCUUUUUAUACCAUAUUACCUUUAGUUACUUAUGAAGGGACUACUGCUCAUUGGUAUAUCUCGGUGAUUGCUUUUUCCCUUGCAUCAUUAUUGCAGUGCAUUGUGCAUGUCAGUUUGGGGAGGAAAAGAGCAUACGAUAAGAAUGUUGGCAUUAUCUUCAGAUAUGCAAACCACAUCGCUGAACUUGUCAUUUUCAUCUGCAUUUACCUCAUCAGUCCAUCCGUUCCAUCAUUUCUGAUGACCGUAUAUGUUUUCUUCUGCAUGUCCAAGCUGAUCUAUUUGAAUUACAAAUGGUAUCCUAAGAAGAAGUAG